AAAAAAUGUGUUGCCACAGAAAGGUUCAGUGUUCAAUCAGUCAGCCAGCGGUCUGCUGCCAAACCCCGGAAGCUGGAAUAUCGAGCCAGGCAUUACUGGCAGAUCGCCGAGCACGGUCGAGCUUUAAAAUAACAUUAUACUUUAUAAACGCGAAAAGAAAUCUGCGUUUGAGGUCCAUCUUUGAAGCACGUUGCCAAGCAACGCAAAGUCUUAACAUGAAGAUGAGCCACCAAUCCAACAAAAGUUUUCUACAUAACCAUAACUUGCCGAAGACAUCCAGUGACCGCCACAGUAGCACAGCCAAGUCUUCAUGUCAUACAGCCAAUGCUGCCCACACCAGCAAACCAGUGUGCUCUAGCAGUAUGAGAACAGAUGUGCAUUGCAACUCGUCACAUAAAGUGAGGCAUCUUAAAACCAGGAAGGAGAGGAAUCAGAUUCGAGGUCUGGAGAGAAACAGGUAUCACCCAGGUUCUCAGCACAGCAGAAGAGAAGGUGGUGAGAAAGCACAUCAUCCACUGGCUUGCUCUAGAAAAGAGAGGGCAUUCGCUAAGCCAUUCAUACCCCAGAAGCCAAGCAUCAUAACUAAAGGACGCCUUACUUCCAACCGAGGCCUUUUCAGUCAUGAGAUUAGGUCCAUAGAUAUUGAGAGGCUGGUGAGCGAGCAGAUAAGGAGAGACGAGCAGAGAAAAGAGCAAAGAAAUCAGUCUAUGAUGCACAUUACAUCACCGCUGCCUCCCUCUGUACCUGAUUCAGUCCCGGACUGCACUCUGGAUGAAGUACAGGAACCAGAAAAUAAUACGCCGCCACAAGUGAAGAGGAAGAAAAGUUCAAGAAAAGAGCCUAGUGAAAUAAACACAAGUGGCUUUCAGACUAAUAGAGGGGUUGUUGUAUCUAUGGGACCAUCUAGAGAAGAUGGGAAGCAUGACAGAAAUGCCAACAGCAGAAGGGAAGAUACUAAUAGCAAAACAAGACAAGAUAGUCCGAGUAGCCCCCCAAGAGAAACUGAACAUGUGGUUUUGUCAUCCUCAGAAAAUGAACCGGUUUAUCAGUUAUGCUCUACUCCAGUUGAAACUAAUAUGAAUAACUCUGAUGUUUCACAAACAGGCAAUCUCAAAUGCCCUGAUGAAGAAAACCAAGAAAAUGGUUUUAUGAAUAUUCAGAGAUUUGAGAAAAACUCUACAACGGUGGGAUUCCCAAACAUGGAAGUUACGCAAAUGUUCGAAAACCCGCAGACAUUAACCUCUCUAUCUGACCUGGACUCUGGGGCUGGUCAAGUAGGAGACAAUGUUGAGCAAGGAGAGCAAAUGUCACUGUCUUGUAGGAAAGAAGUGAAAAGGCUCCUGACACGUUUGUGCCAGAGUUCAGAGCUCCGUGUGCCAAGCCUUCGGCAUCCCCUGCUGGCCGAGUGUAGAGAGGCGCUACUACAGGAUUUACAAAAAAGACAGAGUUUCCAGUUAGAGCACAACCUCCACAGGCUACAUUCGUUCUUGAAUAGGAAUCAAAUGGCUUCUCAGCUCAGCUCAGGACAGAGAGAUGAAAAUUGUUCACCUUCUAGCCAUACAGUGGAGAAUGAGGAUAGGUGCUUCAACAGGAACAUGGAGAUAUGGACAGACAGUGCCAUGCAACAAGAUUACUUAACACAGGAUGUUAAGCAGGACUUGGACAGAGGAGCUUUCACCAAGAAACGUAGGAUACAAGAGUGGAAGACCUCGUCCAAUCUCUUCUCCCUUGAAGAACCACGACAGUCACACACUGACAUGUUUGACCAGUGGAGGGCAGCUAGGUUGUCUCAGGAUUGCAUCAGAUCUCAGCAUCAUCGCAGCAGACAGCUCUUUAACCAGGAACAGACCUUUACCCAGCAUGCUAUACUCAAAAGCCCCACCUGGGUUGAUCAUCCUGUGGACUCCUAUUCUCAGCAGCAGCCACUGAGCAGAGGGGAAAGUUUGAAAAACAUAGAUUUAGAUCUCUCAAGAAUCUCUCAACAGUGGAGGGAAGACAAAGAUCUUGAUUUGAAUUCGUUUCACAUAUGUGAGAGCAGAAAACAAAAACCACAAGCAUCUUUUGGAGGAUCCAGAUUCUGGUCGCAUCAGCACCAAGUUCAGGAUGAAAGAGAAAGAUGGGCUCCCUUCUCAUUCUCAGCAUCCUAUCUCUCAGAGGGCUUUCAAUACAAGCCUUUUUUUCGCUGUCCACAUCCAUCUAACACCCAGCACAGGUCAGACUGUCUUGGUAUGUCUCACUGUCCCAGGACAGACACACCAGAUAGGGUAUUUUACCCUCCCCUUUACCUUUAGCAAAGCUGUUUGCCACAAUUGAGGCUGUUUGCCAAGAUUAUCUUUGUAUGAGUAACACACUUUUUUUUUUUUGAAAGACCAUCACCUUGAGAUUUGAAUUUGAGGGUUCAGUGUGCUCAAAUUAUGUACAGUCAUGAUUUCUCUGGUGUUUUUGCAUUUACUGGUAACACAGGUAUUAAGAGUGAAUGAAACUGCUUAAAAACAAAUUACUCUUUGUGCUGCACAAAUAAUAAAG
Sinocyclocheilus rhinocerous is the source of this 2526-nucleotide messenger RNA. It is a transcript of the gene prr19, whose product is annotated as proline rich 19. Bases 6 to 2291 code for a protein of 761 amino acids. NCBI's taxonomy places the organism in Eukaryota, Metazoa, Chordata, Actinopteri, Cypriniformes, Cyprinidae. The record is from RefSeq and is a predicted model, not a curated record. The transcript has 5 exons.